GUUAACGUUAUGUUGACGUCAUUUGGACGUCAUUCUAGCUACAUAAUAGAAUAAAUACGGCGACGAAAUGGUUGUUUCACCGCAAAGUCCAGCCAGCGAAACCCAAAGUGUGCAAGUAAAAAAAAUCAAUAUGGCAGCCAAACAAACUUCAGUAGCGGACACAAGAGCGGAAUUAGCAGAACUAGUAAAGAGAAAAGCAGAGGUCGCUGAAACUUUAGCUAAUUUAGAGCGGCAAAUUUAUGCUUUUGAAGGUUCUUAUUUGGAAGAUACACAAUUGUAUGGGAAUAUAAUUCGAGGAUGGGACAGAUAUUUAGCAACAAACAAAAGUACGAAUUCAAAGGCGGACAAACGUAAUAGAAAAUUUAAAGAAGCUGAAAGACUGUUUUCUAAAUCUUCCAUUACAUCUAUGGCGGCUGUAAGUGGACUUGUUGAUCCUGCAGAAGCCAAAAAUGAAAGAAAUAGCGAAACCGAAUCUCAGACUAAUGAAGAUUCCUCUGAUACACAAAUCAGUACGGGCAUGAUUGGAAAUUUGAACCAUACUACUAUCCACGGUUCUACUGAAAGCAUUGCGUCUAAGCCCUCUGGCAAACAACACACUAAUGGUAAUAUUGAAAAAACUAUCAACAGUGUAUUAACAAAGCAAAGUAUUACACAGAAAAUUGCUACCUCAUCUAAUGUACUUCAAAAGGCUUUUGGCAAUGACAACAAAAUGUUAACAGCUAUUGGAUUAGACAGUAGACCAAGCACACCAAAAGAAAAAGACAGUGGACUUGGCUUAAUAAACAAAGGCGAAACUACACCAAACUCCUUAAAACAUAAGUUAUCGAACAGUAGUAACAACAGUAAUAUUAAAAAGAACAACAAUAAAAAAGCAAGGCACAGAUAAAGUCUAUAAACAUUUUCCAUGUGUACAAGUUACUUACUGUCCUACAGAGUCUAUAGUGUAUUCUUGGAUACUUAAGUGUUAAGACAAUGACAGGUCAAAUAAAAAUACUGUAUAAUAAA
Molecule: messenger RNA, 1005 nt
Organism: Melitaea cinxia (Glanville fritillary)
Lineage: Eukaryota; Metazoa; Arthropoda; Insecta; Lepidoptera; Nymphalidae
Gene: Eaf6
Product: chromatin modification-related protein MEAF6
Exons: 5
Coding region: 68-886 (272 amino acids)
Cellular component (GO): NuA4 histone acetyltransferase complex
Source: RefSeq, a predicted model, not a curated record